ACAAACCCCCUGAGCAAUGGUGGAAGAUGGAAGUUGAUGGGGCAUCCGGUCCUAGGGGAUACGGGGGUGGUAUCGUGUUCACCACCCCAGAAGGGUUCAAGAUCUACCAUGCAAUCAUCUUCAACUUCAAGCUGACGAACAAUGAGGCAGAAUAUGAAGCUCUGGAUGGAGGGCUCAGACUUGCCCAAGCCCUGAAAAUCAGCCGGGUCAGUAUCAAAUCUGACUCUAGCCUGAUAGUAGGGCAGGUGACCGGUAACAUGGAAGCAAGGGAAGGACGCAUGGCACAAUACAAGGACCUUGUACUUGCCCUGUUGAAAGGCUUCGAAGAAUUCAAGAUCGCCCAAAUUCCCCGGGCGGAGAACGCG
This is a messenger RNA of Cuscuta campestris, 365 nucleotides long. Lineage: Eukaryota; Viridiplantae; Streptophyta; Magnoliopsida; Solanales; Convolvulaceae. The record is from the annotation of a GenBank genome assembly.